AUGGCUGUCGAGCUACAAAACUCCAAGACUGACAACCUUGUCGAAAAGCACUCGGGCGUGAGUGAAGGCGCCGCCGCAGUCCCUGUUGAUGCUAAGCAAGCCGGUGCUAUUGCCGAUGGCGAUGGAGAUGGCGAUGCUCCUACCCCCAAGCCAAUGCGGAAACCCGCAGCUUUCUGGCUCGUCUUCGUCAGUCUGUGCCUGUCGGCCUUUACGGCCAAUCUGAACGCGACGAUUCUCACCACAGUGAUCCCGCUCAUCGUCCGGGACCUCGACGCCGGCUCGAACUAUAUUUGGAUCAACGCUUCGUUCUCCAUCGCCGCUGCCGCCAUCCAGCCCUUGUGCGGUCAACUUGCGAACAUCUACGGGAGGCGAUAUCCUAUGCUAGUCUCCGUAGCCACUUUCACCUUGGGAAGCGGCAUCAGCGGCGGGGCCACCAGCUUGGCCAUGCUGAUAGGAGGUAGAACAGUCCAAGGGCUGGGCGCGGGCGGCGUGAUUCUGUUAAUGGAGGUCAUCAUUAGCGACCUUCUUCCGCAGCGGGAGCGAGCACAGUAUUUAGGCGUGGUCUUGUCGACCGGCAGCCUUGCGGUCCUCAUCGGACCCACCAUUGGUGGUGCAUUUGCGUCAGAUGGGACGUGGCGGUGGUGCUUCUACAUCAGUGUGCCGAUUGGCGGAGUGGGAUUCAUCAUCGCUGCCUUCUUCCUUCGACUCAAAAGUCCGAAACACGAGACAUGGACAAAGGCAGUCGCUCGCAUUGAUUUCGUGGGCAACACCAUCUUUAUAGCGUCAACAUGCUCGAUUCUCGUGGGCCUCAUCAUGGGGGGUCAGCUCUACCCUUGGUCUUCCUUCCACGUCAUCGUUCCCAUCGUCCUUGGAGGCGUCGGGUGGCUUCUUUUUGCAGCACACCAGGCCUCGGGUCUAGUCAAAGAACCCACGAUGCCGCCACGGCUCUUCUCUAACCGCACGGCUUUUAUCGGCUUUGUCAACAACUUCAUCUCGUCCAUGCUCCUCGAGUGGACAGUGUACUAUCUACCCUACUACUUCCAAACGCUCAGGGGCUCCUCUCAACUCAUAUCCUCUGUUCAGGUGCUUCCUUUCAACGCUUUUCUCGUGCCUAGUGCGAUCGUCAAUGGAGUGAUCCUCGGAAAGACGGGGAAGUACAAGCCGCUUCACUGGUCAGGUUUCGGAUUCCUCUCGCUUGCAAUGGGCCUCUUCUCGUCCAUGAACGCGUCAACUUCGGCGGUCAAGUGGGUGUUCUGGCAGUUUUUCGGCGCUUUCGGCUUGGGGUCCAUCAUCCUAUCUAUCCUGCCCGGCAUCCAGGCUUCGCUCCCAGAACGUGAUGUAGCGGCGGCAACCGGCGUCCACGCAUUCUUGCGGUCGUUUGGCUUCGUCUGGGGGUUUACAGUGCCCUCCCUUGUCUUCAAUAACGAGGUUAACCAUCACCUGGACAUGGUGCAAGACUCCGAGGUGCGCGCCGCUAUUGCAAGCGGGGACGCAUACGCGCAAGCUCAUGGGCCUUUACUGGACUCACUAACUGGCGCGGUACGCGAGCAGACGAUCGAGUUGUACACAGAAAGCCUCCAAAGUGUUUGGUACGCUGCGUUGGGGUUCAGUUUAGUGGGAUUCUUGCUCGUAUUCGGCGAGAAGAGCAUCAGGUUGAAGGCCACUCUGCAGACAGAGUUUGGACUGGAAGAAGAACAGGCACCUGACGCGAAUCAGUCGAAAGCGUGA
Messenger RNA from Anthostomella pinea, 1728 nucleotides. The record is from the annotation of a GenBank genome assembly. Lineage: Eukaryota; Fungi; Ascomycota; Sordariomycetes; Xylariales; Xylariaceae.